AUGGAUUUUUACCGACGAUUCAACCAGGCCUCCUAUCCACCCCGUCCGUCGCCUUUGGGGACCUCACAAGAAGCACGCGACGGACACGAAUCAUCUCGCAACCAUACCUCGCCGGCCUCCAAUGAUCCUCGUCGAGCAGAUGAAAAGGCUCGACCUUCCAACCAUUGCAAUUAUGCCUCUCAUACCCCCGCUCCAGUCUAUUCUCCGGGCGCAUCGCGUGUGUCACACCCGCGUCCAGAAAACACCAGCGCACAGGCUUCUCCGGACAGGAAUUACCAGGUACAACCUCAUCGUCGCAGUGCCAGUGGUCAUGCAAGUGGAGAGGUGAAAUAUUACAAUCCACAAGCGCACCGCAGAAAUAACUCCCAGCCACAAGCUGGCCGCUCUCAAGAAGGACAACAAGAAUCCUCUGCUCCCCCCGGCUUCGAUAAUCGACAAAUGCCUCCUCCGUCCUCACCUCACUCUUAUUUACAAUCUGCAAACCCGCCCGCCUCAUCCCUACUACUUUCACGCAAUAUGAAAAACCACCAGCCUCAGCGACUAGGGGGACCAGGGGGACCAGGCAGUAGCAUGUCAAUCUCUGCCAUGCUGGGAUCUGAUGCAGAACGCCCGGCGCGAGACUCGGCGUCGUCUGCACGACCCUCCGCCUCGUCACUUUUCGGCGUAGCACCAACAUCCGUUACAGCAGGCAUGUCACCACCUACUAUUCCGGCUCGACCAUCUCCGGUAGAUCUCCGUCGAUCCGAAACCCCCGAGCAGUCUCGUCGACUUUACCGAUCUGGCUCUGGCGGCGCAUCUAGUCUUCUGAGUAAUGAUCCAUCAAGAUUCAGUAGCUUGCCUCGCGUGUCAUCCUCACAAUACCCCGAGAAGGCCCACUCAACGCAACCUUCCCCUCAUAUUUCACCGACCGAUUCACCCUACGAGCCCCGUCGCAUGAGUAUCAGUGGUCCAACCCCUCGACCGAGCAGCCAGCCACCUAAUGCGGAACCAUCCGCGCGUCAGCCGGGCUAUAGCCCACUUUCUCGCCAAUCGAGCGCCCUAUCCGACCGAUUUAACCCUGGCCAGAAAGCAUCUGCAUCCUACGCGGCCGGUGACCCCCAUUCACCCUUUGGAGCCUUCUUUGGAGAUCGCCGCUCCGAAGAUAACGCGUACAGAGAUCGUGACCGGGAUCGUGCAUCUAAUGGUAUGGAGCCAAAGGGACAACUUACGGGGCCGUCACGUUUCAGCUCGGUCUAUGGGGACCUAGGACCUGCCAGUGUGGAUCGUCACCCAUCUUCCCCGGAGAGCAAGCGCUUCCAAACAUCUGAAUUGGCUUCACCGGGCUUUGGGUUUGGUGCGAUUCAAAGUUACACCAAAUCUUUGGGGUCUCAUCCUGGUGGCAGUCGCCAGCCAUCGUCGCUGCACUCUGGACACGGCCCUUCUCCCGGCGACUCGCCCUAUUUAAAUAUACAGCAGCCACAACCACCUCCACGCCUAGGGUCUACCCCAAAUACAGUGGCGGCGGGUGCCGGACUUCUUGGAUUAGCUGCUGCCGGGGAAGAGGGACGACGCAAGGGGAGCGAUGAACUCCUACAGCACCGCAAUUUGCUUGCAGUGGGUGUAGAUGGAAAACGAGGCGGACGCGCAUCUCCUUUGCCUCAAGCUGUACAGGGUGCACAGGCCCCAUUUAUCAAUCCCUCUGGGGAACCCAGCAUCAAGAAUGAGCUGGGAAGGGUAUUUUCCGGUAUUGGCAGUGGCGUCGGUGGUGUGACCGCUGGUGCAUCUGGCAGUGGACCAUCGACCCCGUUGACUGCAAGCCCAUUCAAGCGCGACGGUGCUACUGGUCGCUCUGUGAAUGGAGAUGGACACGACAAUAGCAGAAAUCCUCGUCCGCUGUCUGCCUCUGGUAACAGGCGAUCAAGGAAUUCGAAUGAUGAAGAUCAGAUGGAGCUUGAAUCAGGUGGACUUUAUAAACGACCAUCUCGUCGAGCUCGUCAAAAAGGUUCCUAUCAUGGUCUCCAACAUAAUCCCCAUCAUCACCAGUAUGUAUCCGGAAGUCCUUACAGCUCUGGCUCUGGCUCUGGCUCGUGCGUACUGACCACGUCUCUUAGUCACCAUCACAAGGCAGAAGAGGAAGCUGCCGCAUUGGCUAGACUACAUCAGCCACUCUCUACUGGCUUUUUUGGUCUAUCAUCUACUCCUGUGGACCCCCUGGCGGGGAAUCCUUACGAUCACCGCCGUGUCCCCCAGCCUCCCACUGCCGCCGCGUCUCCUAUUCGAGAGCCCCGCACCACCGUCACUCUGGCACCACUCCUCUCCAGCAUCGCCCAUCUUCCUCGUCGACAUCUAGGGUCAACACUUUAUACCCCUCUUAUCGGGACCCCUUCGUCCAAGUCUUCUUCGGAAAGUUCCAAAUUUGGUUACAGCACAACUCCGCAACCUCUUCCACGAUUUGAAAAUCAUGAAAACUGCACUUUCACUGUCCGUGUACCUCGUUUCCUAGUUGAUCGAAGUCGCCGUGAAGAGAUCUGCGCACGGCGAGCCCUGUGGGGUACCGGUGUAUACACAGAUGACUCUGAUCCUGUCGCCGCUGCCAUCCACUCAGGCUUCAUCCGAGGUGCUUGGGGUGAUGAUGUGGACGAGUCCAUGCUUGAUCUAGAAAUCAAGGAAACCUACGAGCAUGCGCCCCCGGCCACUGAAACCACCGAGGGGCCUCGCCUACCGCCUAUCCCUCCCCCCAACCAGGAUCUUCAAAUCACACUCUUGAUCCUUCCCCGCUUGGAGCGGUAUGAUACGACAGUCAUGUUUGGAGUCAAAUCCCGAAAGUGGGAUGGGCGGCAUGACGGUAUGAGUUUCAAGGUGCAUCGCGUGGAUUGGGUGGAUGGAGGGGUUGCACGCGGCGAGCAGCGAACCGGCCAAGCCAAACGAAAGCGGAUGGAGUAUCUCUUCCAAGCGGGAAAAAUUUGCACGGCGAACAGCGUAGCCAGGACGAAGGAGCUCCGGCAAAGUGGAGUGCAGGUUCCCCGGACCAUUGACGGUCAGGGGCAUCGUACUCCCGUUCAACCAGUCUCCUAG
This is a messenger RNA of Penicillium verhagenii, 3054 nucleotides long. RefSeq lists its product as uncharacterized. Bases 1 to 3054 code for a protein of 1017 amino acids. The record is from RefSeq and is a predicted model, not a curated record. Lineage: Eukaryota; Fungi; Ascomycota; Eurotiomycetes; Eurotiales; Aspergillaceae. The transcript is spliced from 2 exons.